Pelodiscus sinensis (Chinese soft-shelled turtle) is the source of this 2531-nucleotide messenger RNA. NCBI's taxonomy places the organism in Eukaryota, Metazoa, Chordata, Testudines, Trionychidae. The record is from RefSeq and is a predicted model, not a curated record.
GCAGCCGAGACACAGCCAGGGGAAGCGACUCUGAGCCCAGCUGAACCCUCCCCCUGCCACGUACCCAGCCACGCACUGAAAGGAGCAGGUGCUGAGCACAUCCCCGGGGAAAUCUGCCUGGCUGUACAUAGUUGCAGGCUGCCAUUGAUUCAUUUGCUCAGCGGCGCUGGAAAGAUUUCUUCUGCCCCCUUCCAGAUGGAAUCGCCCCCGGGGGGGCUUUGAACCUGGGACCUCGGGAACUUAGUGUAGGAGCCUCUACAGCUGUAGUGAUCCCUGAGCCGGACUGAAAGGGUUCAGGGGCAGCGCUGUUUAAAAGGACAUGGGUUACCACCGCCCGUGCCAUGCCAUAGAAUCAUAGAGCCAUAGAGCUGGAAGAGACCUCAGAAGGUCAUCAAGUCCAGCCCCCUGCCCAAGGCAGGACCAAUCCCAACCAAACCAGCACAGGGACCCCUUCAGCGAAGGAAGGUUGGACCGGACACCACUUGGAAACAGCAGCAUUAUAAAGGGCUCCUUCGGGUGACGUGAAACGAGAGCUUCUCUGACUCAUGCAGAGUGGGUGACGAGAAUUGUUAUGAUGGAACGUUAGUCAGGGGAGGGGGGAUUUCCCCUUUUUGCGUUUCCUGUCACAGCAGCAGACAGCAUGGAGUAGUGGCUGCCAGCCAUGCUCUCUCCAGCUCCCUGGCUCCUGUUCCCAGACCCCACCCACAGAGCAGCUGGCCCACCCCCUCCAGGGCGAUGGCGCCUUGGGCCACACCUGCCUGGGUCUUCUGGCUCCUGUCGCUCUGCUCCCUCACCAGGGCUGGGCUGCACCGUCUCUCCUGUUUCCAGCUCAUUUCACCCCAGGCGGCCCCAGGGCUGCCUAAGAGCAUGAGCGUGUUGAGGGUGAAUGACCUGGUGCUGGCGGCCUACGACAGCGGCAUCCGCAGGCUGGAGCCCCGCAACGGGUACAGCCCGGGCCAGCAGGACAGCCAGCAGUUCUGGAGCGCAGGCAGUUCUAAGUGCCAAGGCUGGGAUUCCCAGGGGGAUGCCACAUACCAAGUCCUAGUGCAGGAGGUGAACGCCAGCGCCCCACAGGCCGAGCCCUACUACAUGCAGAUCCUGAAGACCUGUGAGCUGGAUGAUGCCACCGGCACGGUCCAAAUAGCCACCAGAUGUUCCCUCAACGGGGAGGACGUGCUGCACUACCGAGGAGACCAGAACCGCUGGUUCUCGGUGCACCCGGCAGCCUGGCGAGUGGCGGAGCGCUGGAACCAGGCUGCGGAAGUGUUUGGGGCGAUGAACCACCUCACCCCUCAACAGUGCCAGUCUUGGAUCCAGAGCUCGGCAUCAUUCAUUGCUCAGCAGACAGCCCAGCCCACAGGGCACAUGGCCCUUGUCCCAAGGACCGAGGCCCGGCCGCGCCGCCUCAUCUGCCACGUGACGGGAUUCUACCCCCGCCCCAUCAAAGUGACCUGGGAGCAGGGUGAGCAGGAUGCCCUGUGGGAGCAGCUGAGCAGCGGGAUCCUGCCCAAUGGGGACCACACCUUCCAGAUCCAAGUGUCCAUUGAGCUGGGGCAAGAGGGGGCUGGCCCCACAGAGCACGUGUGUGUGGUGAGACACAGCAGCCUGGCGAACACCACCCUAAGGGUAACCUGGGUUCAACCAACUGGCCGGCUACAUGUUCCCCACCCUCUGGGGGAGUAUCUGUCCUGGGCUUCAGGACCGGGCACCAGGAACCCACAGGCAUUUCCCCAUCCCCUGCUGGCUGCUCUGAGUCACAAAUUGGGAAGGAAGGAGGGAGACCACUCAAGCCAGCAGGUGCCUCGGCAUCGCCCACGUUCUCCACCAAUAAGCUGCUGGAGCUGAGGAGAUGGGCAAACUCCAGAAGUGUCUGGCGCCAGGAGUGCUGAGCUCCAGGUAGGCCCACGUGCUCAGGUGAGGAUGCCCCAUCCCAGAGGGACUUUCCCAUGGGUCUCUUUCCUCCAAGGAGAUAUUGUCUCCCAGCCACCCGCUCCCUCCCUCCUGCCCUGCCUUUGCACUAGCAUAGCUAGGAGUGGAAAUUUGAGUGGGCCCUGACUUUUCAUUGGGCAGACAAUGACGCCAUGUUGGAGGGGAGGGGGCAGAAGGAUCCCUCUACCUGCCCCCUCUACCCCACCCUUAUUACUCAGCCUGAACCCCCUUUGCCUAAGGAUGGAACCACACUUUUGAAGGACAACGAAGCCAUUAAUUAAUCUUCACUGGAAAGAACAUUUUGAAGAUCUCUUAAUCGUAACUCCACGGCUGCACAUGAAGUUCUUCAGUAAAUCCCCCAACGACCUUCUAGGGAUGAGCUUGGAGACACCCCUCCCCCCAAUUUGCACGAGGAAUACAAUGCCAUCAAGCAGAUGAAGAACAGCAAGGCAGCAAGUCCGGAGGAUAUCCCCGAUGAAAUCUUUAAAGAUGGUGGACCAGAGUUAAUUCAGCAGCUUAAUUUAGAAUUAGCCAAGUGUUUUCUGUUAGUUUUGAUUUGUAAUCUACUUCUCUCUGCUUGUUUUCACUUAGUACCACUUAAA